Aspergillus welwitschiae is the source of this 2758-nucleotide messenger RNA. RefSeq names its product sugar porter family MFS transporter. Gene Ontology annotation, molecular function: carbohydrate:proton symporter activity. Lineage: Eukaryota; Fungi; Ascomycota; Eurotiomycetes; Eurotiales; Aspergillaceae. The record is from RefSeq and is a predicted model, not a curated record. The coding region runs from base 481 to 2181 and encodes 566 amino acids. Gene Ontology annotation, cellular component: membrane. Gene Ontology annotation, biological process: carbohydrate transport; transmembrane transport. The transcript has 12 exons.
AGGUACAACCCACACCAACCGAACUUUUGCUUGGGAUCUUCGGUCAACAACUCUAAACAUGGCCCGAAUCCUGGUUCCUCUUCCCCACGGUGGGGUCCACGGAGCAACUCCGCUUCCUCUGAACGCCAAUCCAAGCAUCCAUUUCCCCGCAUCAACCUUUCCGUGGUACCUCUUCUGAUGCUGCUGUCAUGACAAGGGUGAAUUUACUACCUAUUGCGGAGUACUCUUCUCCGACUUUGUUGAUACUCUCUGGUUGACUCCUCCCGUGACUUGCUUCUAAACUCGGUGCUGUCGUCGUCAGAACGUGGGAUUCUCUCUCCAUUGGACGGAGCACACCUCUCCGUUCUAGCUUGAUGCUUCUUCGAGUGGGAGAAGUUAGCAUAGGUGAGUUGCGCAUGGUUAUAAGAAGACAACGAUCCUAGAAUAUCAGUUACGUCCUCAUUAUGCGUCCAGUGUCUAGCUCUGAAGGAGUAUGCAGCUAUGGCCUCCAGUCCUCAGAAUUCCAAUGGCGGUUUCGCCUUGAUAUACCAAAACCCCUACCUGCUGGGCGUUGCAUCGUUCUCCACCUUAGGUGGGCUGCUCUUUGGCUAUGAUCAGGGCGUGGUUUCCGGUGUGAUAACCAUGCAAUCAUUCGGCGCUCGAUUCCCUCGAGUAUACAUGGACAGCAGCUUCAAGGGGUGGUUUGUGUCAACCCUAUUAAUUUCUGCUUGGUUUGGCUCCCUCAUCAACGGCCCUAUCGUGGACCGAAUAGGCCGCAAACUAUCCAUCAUCACCGCUGUCGUUGUAUUCGUCGUUGGGUCCGCCAUCCAAUGCGGUGCCGUUAAUAUACCAAUGCUCUUUGCUGGACGUGCAAUCGCAGGCGUAGCCGUUGGUCAACUAACCAUGGUGGUACCUCUGUAUAUCUCCGAAGUCUCCAUUCCCGAAAUACGCGGUGGUCUUGUCGUUCUUCAACAACUCUCCGUCACCAUCGGCAUCCUAAUCAGCUACUGGAUCGACUACGGCACAAACUACAUCGGGGGCACCCGCUGCGCUCCCAAUAUCCCUUACACAGGCGGCACCGCCUCCUCCCCAUCCUUUGACCCCUACACAGACAUCCCCUCCGACGGCAUCUGCAACGGCCAAUCCGAAGCAUCCUGGCGUCUACCACUAGCCAUCCAAAUCAUCCCAGCCCUUACACUCGGCCUGGGGAUGCUCUUUUUCCCAGACUCCCCUAGAUGGCUACUAAUGAAGGAACGAGACGACGAAGCUCUCCAGGCACUUUCCAGGCUACGUCGACAAUCUACAAACAACCCAGACCUAACAAACGAAUACCUCGAGAUCAAAGCAUCCAUCAUGUUAGAGAACAGUUUCGCUAGAGAACGGUUCCCGGAGUUAUCUGGGUUCAGGCUGCAUGCUGCGCAGUAUAUCUCACUCGUAACCACAUGGGCGCGUUUCAAACGUCUAGCGAUCGGAUGCUGCAUUAUGUUCUUCCAGCAGUUUAUGGGCUGUAACGCUAUAAUCUACUACGCACCAACAAUUUUCGCUCAGCUGGGCCUCGAUGGAAACACCAGCUCCCUCCUAGCCACCGGAGUCUACGGGAUCAUCAAUUGCCUUAGCACCCUCCCUGCGCUUUUCCUAAUCGACAAAGUCGGUCGAAGAGGUUUGCUCAUGUCCGGUGCCACGGGGACCUGUAUCUCGCUGGUAAUCGUGGGUGCGAUUAUUGGGGUCUACGGAUCGGAUCUAGUCCAUCAUCGGUCUGCCGGAUGGGCCGGGAUCGCGUUCAUCUAUAUCUACGAUAUCAACUUCUCAUACUCUUUUGCUCCUAUCGGAUGGGUCCUGCCAUCGGAAAUCUUCAAUCUAUCCAUACGCUCCAAAGCUAUCUCCAUCACAACUUCCGCUACUUGGAUGUGUAACUUUAUCAUCGGCCUCGUCACCCCUGAUAUGCUUGACUCGAUCACCUGGGGUACCUAUAUCUUUUUCGCAGCUUUCUGCCUCCUGGCAUUCGGUUUCACGUUCUUCUUUAUCCCAGAGACCCGUGGAAAGACUCUGGAAGAUAUGGAUCUCAUCUUUGGUGACACGGCUGCCCAUGAGGAAAAACAGCGUAUUGUCGGAAUCGAGGCUCAACUGCGUGGCAUUGAUGGUCCCACGGUCGACCCAGAAUUCGUGAAGCCCUUCGCACAGGAGGAAGAGGACGUUGCUUGAUGGUCCAUAAUUUUUAAGAUCACUUGCAAUUUUCCGCCUGCAUAUCAAAUGGCGGGUUCCCUUUUGUGACAGUUUAAGAAACGGGUCCUUCGAGGAAUGAAGUUCGGGCUGUGAAAUCCUCUUUUGUUCUGUAGGCUCCAUUACGUUCAUGUAUGGCCCUGACCGACUCUAGUCCCGAAAUCAUCUCAUCUCGGCAUCGACAGAUGAUCAGACAAACUCAUUCUGCGGAGGGAAAUUUACCCAUUCCGAGAAGUCCAUGCCAGCAAGGUUGAGCUCCUGGUCCACGUCCGGAAACAUGCUACCAAAGGUCGGAUCGUUGAAGAGUUGAUCGGAAAAGGGCAUUAAUAUGGGUGCUGUCUGUCCCGCAGUCUUAUCGGCGGCGGCACUCGUGUAUGCAGGCGAACAGAGCCGAUUGACAACUUCCAAGCAACGAGUCGCAAGGCGGUUGUUGCUGAGAGAAGGGUGUACCAGGAGCUUCUUCGUGGACUCGAUCUCCUGGAGCCAGCUGGGGGCGUCCGUACUUGUUGGGUCAGUCAUAAGCAAGAUGAUCGGGAUUACACCAGCUUGAAACAGGAAG